AUGGACGGCUCCGCCGUGUUCCGGGCCAGCUCGCCAGUGUCCAGCCUGAGCGCCGAGCUCGGCUUGGUGGUUAUCGGCGACACGUCAGGUGCCGCCACGCUCGUCGACCUGGGCAGCGGCGCGGUGCGGCGGAAGCUCAGCUCCGAAGACCCCAUCCUGGCAGUGGCAGUGGCCGCCCCGCUGCGCGCGGUGCUUGGCGCCGGGGGCCGCGCUGUACGGGAGAGCUCGACGGUGGCGGUUUGGGAUUCGGACACGGGGGAGCUGCGUGCCCAGAUGCAGUACAAGAAGCUGGUCACGUGCAUGAUCUUCGUUCCCGAGCUGCGCUCGGCAGUGACGGGCGACGGCUCCUUCAGCCAGGAGAAGCCACAGGGCCGCAUUGUCCUGUGGAAUCCGGACAGCCUCGAGCAGCACCUGAAGCUCAAUUGUGCCAGCACCAUCACCUGCGUGGCCUGGAGUGCGGCAGACAAGGUCCUCGUUUCAACGGAUCGCAGUCACUGUGUCUGCAUCUGGCAGCCCGACAGCGGGGCCAAGCUGCAGGAAAUUCGCACAGACGCCGCGUACAUACCGUGGCACAUUGCGACGCCGUCAGGCGAACAACGCUUGACCUUCACGUACAGCCUGUGCGGUUUCAAGGAGAAUUAUGGACGCCUCUGCGUCUAUCGCAGUGGCACUACAGAGCAGUAUGGAGAUUUCGACCACCCUGUGCUUUCGGCCGUGUUUCUUCCGGAGUCUCCCGUCGUCGCAUGUGGACUCCGAAAUGGUGACAUUCUCUGCUGGGACUUGGAUGCCCAGCGGCUUCGGACGCGCUCUGUGAAAAUGCAGGGCGCCGUGAACUGCUUGGCACUGAACUUGGUGCGCGGAGAGCUCGUCGCCGGUGACAAAACCGGGGCUGUUUGCGCGUGGCCUAUCGCCUACAUGCUCUCAGACUGA
Messenger RNA from Symbiodinium natans, 930 nucleotides. NCBI's taxonomy places the organism in Eukaryota, Dinophyceae, Suessiales, Symbiodiniaceae. The record is from the annotation of a GenBank genome assembly.